This is a messenger RNA of Linum trigynum, 2078 nucleotides long. The record is from the annotation of a GenBank genome assembly. Lineage: Eukaryota; Viridiplantae; Streptophyta; Magnoliopsida; Malpighiales; Linaceae.
ACAUUAUAAAAAAAAGUACGUAAAUAUAAAUAAUGUCUCAAACAGGCCGGUGGGCGGCCGGCUUCAAGUUGGCUGAUGUGACUCCUGCCAGUUCCCGCCUAACCGCUCAUUGCCAGGAUUUGUGGCUACCAGCUCAACAUUCAAAAACAACAGUAACAACUCAGCUGGAGUUUGGAGACAUAAAAAUGUCAUCUUCUCAUCGAUCGACAGAAUACAGAGAAAUGAGUACCCAACUCGAAAAAGAUAACGGUCAUAAACUAGGCGAGUGCUUCUCAAAAAAAUAAAACGGAUUCGACCAGCAGCUGGUUAUUCCAAAGCUAUUCUUUCUUGAGAGCAUUGUUAGAAUGCCAAAUGAAACACACUCUUCUUCCUUGGUACAAAUCCAGGGUUUGACUAUUGCGAAAGGAAAGCAGUAAGAAAGAAGUGAGCUACAAACACAUCUCUACCGCGGCACUGAUGUAACCGGCAGGUAUCAGACAAGUCCACUGGCCAUGCUAUAGUGGUGUCGCAAAACCUGCAAACGUUAAGAAAUUGAUGAGCAUCGGAUUGGUUCAAGACUUUACAGUGAAACAGAGAUUUAAUGUAGUAACAGGACUAGUACAAGAUAGAAUUACAAGGAGUCCAAAGAUAACACGGCCCAGCUCAAGUAACUUAUUAAUCUGUGUCCUUAAACAAGCUAUUUUCAAACGAAUUGCACAAGUGAUCGAAUGGCACCCAGAACCAUCCCCAAAUUCUAUACAGCACAAUAACAUUCAAAGUCACCUUCCCCCAUCAUUUAGAGUUCAAUGAAGCAGUAUCAAGGUACAUGUGGCUAUAACACUUCAUGACAGUAAAUUUCAAGAUGCUGGCCUACUGGUAAUACAGAAUGAACAAACAUACAACAACACUCAGCAACGAUCAAAUCUUAUGGCCAAUAUUCACCAAUUGAAACCAUUAUCAAAUAAAGGAAAGCUAUACUUAGUUCUAACCCGUAAACUCUAGCUAGCAGUGAACUUCAUCCCCCAAGUAUGCCAAGUCUUCCAUUUAACAAUUACGAGCUCACAUUGGGCAUUAAUCAAAGCACAUGAAGUCUUCUAUUUGGCAUUUAUAAUGGGCAGAGAAUGCACCCAACAAACCUUGGUCCAUGUUCAUUGUUACUAAACCAUUCCUCGAAGAGGACGCAAACACAAACUACUCAUGCCAAAUAGGUGCAUGCUUAUUUACAUUAUGCAAAUGCUAAAGUAAUCGAGUGAUCCGACAUUUUUCAGCAAGAACCGGUAAGGUGUUGUGACUACAACGCUCAUCCACAACAAUACAUAUCACGCGCUGGGAGUGUAGCAUAAAGCGCAUCCCCCCGAUAGGGGAAACAGUACCUUCUGAUAGACAGCCCCAGCUUUGGCUGUGCAAGGAUAGCAACGAAGUGAACAAUGCAGAUGAAGUGGCACUAUGCAACGGCAUCAAAGUGAGAGCACCGCCUAACUCCACAGGAAGCCUAACAAACAUCCAGCACAAAAUCGCACAUUUAGAAUCAUCUAUAUACCGUCACCAAAAAGCCACCAAAUAUAAAGAUCAAGAAAUUCCUCUCCAAGUCUCCAUCCAAUUGCUCAUUCACAACACUCUUAUCCAAUAAAUCGAGACGGCGGAACAUGAAGCAAGAAGAUUUCCAAAUCAAAUGGGAAACCUGGACUCAAAACAAUAAUUACGAAAUGCCCUCGAAUCCUUCAAAUCGAAAGAUAUUGUCCGAAAAUGAUGAGGGAAAAUCGAAAUCAAAACCUGGAGAAGGCGAGCCUAGGGUGUGAGAGCGGGGAAGAAGAGCUCGGCUUAGGAGGAGACAGCCCACUCAGCUUGGAGGCUUUCUUAGCGAAAGUAGAAGUCCUUCCAUUUCCGGCUAAGCUGGCACCGGAGAAAAGGGUCUUCGAGGAAGACGAUGAAGAGUAUUGGAAGAUUCUUCGUGCUCCACUGGCCGCCAUUCUUCCUUUCUCCACAAAUACCUGGCCGUCCUCUUUUCCCUAAACCCCCCUCCGUCUGUCUGCGGAGGUUUAGGAGGCAUCACUGACGCGAGUUCCGCUCUUCAUGGGCCAUAAAAUUGAGGUUAUGGC